Molecule: messenger RNA, 1687 nt
Organism: Gadus chalcogrammus (walleye pollock)
Lineage: Eukaryota; Metazoa; Chordata; Actinopteri; Gadiformes; Gadidae
Gene: ndufaf1
Product: NADH:ubiquinone oxidoreductase complex assembly factor 1
Exons: 6
Coding region: 645-1559 (304 amino acids)
Biological process (GO): mitochondrial electron transport, NADH to ubiquinone; mitochondrial respiratory chain complex I assembly
Cellular component (GO): mitochondrion
Source: RefSeq, a predicted model, not a curated record
GCUAUGUUUAGCUCCUGCGUUAGCAUUGGUGGCUAAUGGGUUCAUUACUGUCACUACUACCCGAAUAAUUUAAUUCGGCUUUCGUAGAGAAGCACACCCGUUUCAACCACGUGCAGAACAGGAUUCGGCGAGUGUGGAACCAUUCGUAUGUGACUGGGUUUGUGUUGGAGGAGGCCGUCGCUCUCGCCUUCCUCUCCUCAAGAAGAGCGACCAUCAGCGGCUGGCCUCGUCCCCCCUCAUCGGCUAGCAAAAGCUCCUAAAAAACCUCCAGAUGUCGACCACCGAGGAACACUCAAACGAUCCUCAAAAGAGCUACAAACAUCCCUUACCUGGUCCAGGUUAUCGUCGCUGGCGCUGUCUUCCGAGUCGGAGUCUAUCACGACUCGACCUUUCCGUUUCUUUACAUUCACCAUGAUUAGCUGCCGAAGCUAACCCGCUAGCUACCUCUGUGUCGUCUGAGUGUUUGGAGGUAAACCGUGCGCAUGCGCAAUAAGCAUGUUAUCCGGCCAUGCCAAACCGUUUUCGGUGUUUUAUGAUGAACACAGAAGAGGAACAUCUCAGGUAAUCCAGCCCCAGUCAAGAGAACCCCCGUUUCAAACGUUUCCUGGUAAGGAUGAACUUUCAGUUGACGUUAACUCUGUAAAAUGUCCUUGUCGAGGAUCGCACGCCACCCUCGGGCGGGGCUGCUUGGGUGCAUCCACCAGCAGUUAUUCCUGAACCCCUCCUCUCUGCCGGGGGGGGCCGACACGAGGCCCAUGAGCCGGGUCCCGUACCGGAGACCCGGCGAGCCCAAAGACAACCGGCCUCCCUGGAAGAAGAUCAAGUUCGACUUCGCCAAGGGCGUGGAGGGCGUGGGGCGGCAGAUGAUGCUGCUGAAGAAGGAGCUGCUGGACCCCCUGGUGGGGCCCGAGGGGAAACCCAUGCUGGAGCACAUGCUGGAGCAGAACCGAGUGGUGUGGGAGUUCCGGGGCUCCGAGUGCCUGGAGCAGUGGAGCGUGUCGUCGGACCGCGAGAUCGGCGGGCAGAGCGAGGCGUACCUGAAGCUGGGCCGCAACGACAACACCUGCCUGCUGUACGGGAGCCUGAACGCCGCGCCACCGCGCGACGGGGAGACGCGCUACAGCGGUUACUGCACCCUGCGCUCCAAGCAGCGGCUGUGUUCCUUUGACCGGAAGACCCACUUUGAUUGGACGAGCUUCAACACCCUGCACCUGCGGGUGCGUGGCGACGGGCGUCCCUGGAUGAUCAACCUGGCCCCCGAGAACUACUUCAGCCACCAGAAGGACGACAUCUACAGCUACUUCCUCUACACCCGGGGAGGACCCUACUGGCAGGACGUCAAGAUCCCUUUCUCAAAGUUCUUCCUUGGGCAUCGUGGCCGAAUACAGGACGAUCAGCACCAUCUCUGGCUCGACAAGAUCAACACGAUAGGCUUCACCCUGGGGGAUAAGGUGGACGGGCCCUUCCAGCUGGAGAUAGACUUCAUCGGGGUGUGUAAAGACUACGCGCACACAGAGGAGUUUGCUUACGAGAAGUACAAGAGGAACCCUGAAGUAUAGGCUGGACCGCUUCAUUCAGGGGCAGCCUUCAAUGGCCGCUGAAACCAAUUACUGUAAAUACAAUUCAGGGACGGACUGACCAUGAAGGUCAAUAAAUAAAGUUUUUUUCGGUUUUAAUUCAAUGUCAC